This is a messenger RNA of Aspergillus calidoustus, 2898 nucleotides long. The record is from the annotation of a GenBank genome assembly. Lineage: Eukaryota; Fungi; Ascomycota; Eurotiomycetes; Eurotiales; Aspergillaceae.
AUGGCGGCAAAGGGUGACUUGUUUAUUGGCCUGUCUGGCAAGUUUGAACACCGGUGCCGACGUGCCUUGCGACGAUGGCGAGUACCAACCUGCGCGGGGAUCUGUGCUGCGAUAGCGCUUCUGGUCUACUUGCCGGGAGAUGUGACGCUUCAGACGAGCUCAGCUGUCCAAGAAAGUUUCUUCGAGGGGCUCCAACAAUGCCAUGCAGAUGGCCAAGGCAGGCAACGGGAAACAGUUCCAUCGAGCGCCAGACCAAAUCCACGAUGGAAUGCGGCCAUCGGGCAAGCAAACCCAGUCGUAAUCCAGAACGCAUCCUUGUUCGAUGGAGCAACAUUUCUUCCCGACUCUGUGGACAUCAUCUUCGAUGCCGGCGUGAUUCGUUCAGUGGUUCCCUCUGGGUCAGGCGAUGCUUUCCCACAUGACGCCCAUAUCAUUAAUGUUCAGGGGAAACACGUAACCCCGGGCCUGGUUGAUAUGCACUCCCAUCACCUAGAAAGUCCCUUUCCAGCUCUAUCUGGCACCACCGAUAUAAACGAGCGCCCUCUACUAGGACCGAUCACACCUUUCAUUCGCGCACUGGAUGGAUUUACCCCUACGGACCCGGCAAUUCAACUUAUUGCGUCCGGCGGCGUAACGACUUCCCUCAACCUCCCUGGAUCGACCAAUAUUGUUGGUGGUCAGGCGUAUCCAAUGAAGAACCUUCCAUUUUCUGGUCAGGAUAGAGAGCCAGUAAUCGAGGAGCUUCUCCUGGAGUAUGGCAUUCCAGAAUCCCAGAGACAGCGAUACCUCAAGAUGGCAUGCGGCGAGAACCCACGGCGCUAUUAUGGCUAUACCAGACUUGGUCUUGCCUGGCUGUUGCGCGAGAAACUCGCUGAAGCGCAGGAGAUACAGAAGCAACAGGCUAAGUGGUGUAGCGCCGCGUUUGAGGUUGAGGGACGGAGUAGACUCAGGCAGAGUCGGCAUAUUUCUAGCUUUCUCCAGAAUCACGGGCCACGGCCGGAUUCGUUUAAGCUGGAGACAUUAGUCGCUCUUCUUCGUGGAGAGGUUAAUCUGAAUGUCCAUUGUUAUACUCCCGAGGACCUAGAGACCAUGCUCUCGGUGCUGCAUGAGUUUGGAAUCCAUCCGCAGGCGUUCCACCAUGCAUUGGAGGCCUGGCAGGUUCCUGAAUGGUUGAAAAGGGCGGAGCGAAAUAUUACCGUCGCAACCUUUGCGGAGAAUGCCUUAUACAAGGCUGAGGCCUACGGAGCGAAUCUCCGAGGGCCGAAGAUCCUCCACGACCAUGGAAUCAAGGUUGCGUUGAAAUCGGACCACACUGGAGAGAGCCAAUACGCGAAAUACCUUCUCGACCAAGCCUCAAUAUCUCACUCCUUCGGCUUACCGGCCGUGGAGGCUCUCAAGGCAGUGACUUCCAUACCAGCUGAAUCAAUCUACCAAGGUCACCGCAUCGGAUAUGUGCGUCCCGGGUACGAUGCCGAUAUUGUCAUCUGGAACGACCAUCCGCUUCAGGUAGGCGCGACACCUGUGCAGGUCUUCAUUGACGGCCGUCCUCUCCUACCGGGGCAGGACAGCGCAGUAAGCCAGGUAGCGAGUGGCUCAUCUGAUGGAGAAUCCGGGGUAAGCGCAGCACCGGCAAUCCGCCCAUUCCCUGAAGUCGGCGAGCGGGCUGAGUUAUGCUCCCGCGUACAAGAGUCUCAAGGACCUGUUCUUUUCACGGGGGUUCAAAAGGUACUCGUCGAUCAUCCGAGAAUUGAGACAGACGAGAACGGUCAAGGGAAUACCGAGCCGCUGGUCUACCUAAUCAGACGCAACGGCGAUUCCUGCGUAGGGACAAAGUCAACCUGUCUGACAGACUACAAUCCUUCAUCAGCAAACAUCACCGAAAUUCCCCUCAAGAACGGAUACAUCACACCAGGCCUCAUCGCCUUCGGCAACAACCUCGGGGUCCAAGACAUCCCAUCUGAGCCUUCUUCGGGCGACGGCUCGGCGGGGACAAACGGUGAUGCACUCAACGAAGCUAAGACCGUGCAUUUCGCCAAGUACAGCGCCCACUUGCACGGCAAGGCAUUUGAUAGAGCGAGGAUCGGAGGGGUCACGAAGGCGAUUAGUCCGCCGCAUGGAAGCGGUGUUGUCCAGGGUGUCAGUGUCGGGAUAAGCACUGCUCCUGAUGCGACUAUUCUGGAAGGUGGGGUUUGGAAAGACGAGGUUGCCCUCCAUCUUGUUGUUGGGCAGGGGGCGAGGGAUGGCGAUACCCCGACUGUUGGCUCUGGCAUCGAAGUCGUGCGUCGGAUACUAGAGCACGGCCGCAGUAAAGAGGGAGCGAAGAGUGGUGGUGUCUAUGCUCGCGCUGCAAAUGGGUCUCUUCCCGUGGUUGUGCAAGCUUUGCAUCAGGAUGACAUCGCCCAGUUAAUCCUCAUCAAGAGGGACUUUCCGUCAAUUAACCUGGUUAUUUAUGGUGGUCAUGGCGCUGCGCUAGUCGCAAAACCCCUCGCAGAAGCAAAGAUCCCGGUAAUCCUAACCGGCAACCGCGGCGCCCCAGACACAUGGGAAAAGAAGAAUUCACUCCCUGGCCCUCCGCUAAGCGGUAUCCCCGCCAAGGUCCUGCUCGACGCCGGCGUCCAACUUGGACUGGCUGUCCAAGGAGACUCAAAACUCCAUGGGUUAGCAAGAGAGGCGCGCUGGGCGGGGAAGCAUGCAGGCCUUGAUGAGGAGGAGGCGAUUGCGCUCGUGUCGUCGAAUCUGGAGAGUAUCCUGGGAUUGCAGCGUGUUGGAAGCGAGGGCAAGAGAGGGGACUUUGUUGUCUGGGAGGGGAAUCCGUUGAGAGGGGAAGGUUCGGUUGUGGCUUCUGUGAGCGAUAGAGGUGUUGUCGUUGAUUGUUGGCCUGAUGAUGGUUCAAGUUGA